Molecule: messenger RNA, 6196 nt
Organism: Musa acuminata AAA Group (dessert banana)
Lineage: Eukaryota; Viridiplantae; Streptophyta; Magnoliopsida; Zingiberales; Musaceae
Biological process (GO): cell surface receptor signaling pathway; protein phosphorylation
Cellular component (GO): plasma membrane
Molecular function (GO): ATP binding; polysaccharide binding; calcium ion binding
Source: RefSeq, a predicted model, not a curated record
UCUACCCCUCUGUGCACUGCAACAGUUUCGUCCCUGUAAGAGCCAGAAAGCGGAAAGGAGAGGGGUGAAGAGAGUUGCUAGGCUUCAUGCUAUGCGAAGGUUGGUAACAUCUGGACGUUGGUGUUCGAGUGAGGGAAGAGAAGGGAUGGGGUUAGCAGAGGUGCUGCUCUUACUAUUUCUGACGUUGGGACCAAUGGGUUCAACAGGAGAAGAAAACACAUCCACAAACAUAACUUUUCCCCUCCCUCCCAACUGCCCAAAAAGCUGUGGUAACAUCAGCUUCGAGUACCCUUUCGGUAUAGGCAGCGGCUGCUUUCGUCCAGGUUUUAAUCUUACCUGCAUAAACCAAACCACUGAUCCUCCUACUCGUCGUAGCCUCUUCUUGGGCGAUGGCACCGUUGAGGUCAUUGAUAUUGAUAUGGACAAUGGAAUCGUGUACGUGAAAACUCCAAUUGUCACCAUGGGUGUCGAUGAGGAAUAUAUCAGCCGCACAUUGAUUGAUCUGAGAAAUUUCCCCUUCUCUUUUAACUUGGACGCAAACUUUACAGACAGUUUCACUAUUUCAUUGGCAUAUAACGAGAUUUUAGUCGCUGGUUGCAGCGCUAAUGCUGAUCUAGUUGAUCUUGCUACCAAUAAAACCAUUCAAACUUGCUCGACUACCUGUUAUGCCAACAGUUCAAGUCCACAUGAUACAGGAUACUGUAGUUUUGACAUAUAUUAUUUGAAUGCUGAGAAUUUGACUUCCUUGGGGAUUCGGUUAACCCGACUCAAUCAGACAGAGCACCAUUUGUUUAACGCCUCUACCAUUAGGGCCUUUAUGUAUAAUCCGAUUAAUUUUACUGGGGAUAUCGAAGGAAUACUAAACGGGACGGAAACACAAGCGAUAGUGACUACCCUAGCAUGGUAUAUGACCGACCACACUAUGUGUAAAGAGGCUCAGAAGAAUAUGAUGACUUAUGCUUGUGGUAGCAACAAUAGUGAUUGUUAUGAUGUCUUUCCUGAGGGAACCCAUAUAAAUUAUACUAUUGGAUACAUUUGUCGGUGUUCGUUAAGUUAUCAAGGCAAUCCCUACAUACCCAAUAACUGCCAAGAUACAACUUUCACACCAUCUCUGCUAAAGAACUGUACAACAAAAUGCGGGAAUGUUAACAUCUCCUUUCCGUUUGGGUUAGAAAAGGGUUGUUACAGAGAUCAGUCAUUUUUUCUAACAUGCAACAGAACGAUUAAGCCUCCCACUCUCUUCUUCCAAGACUCCUACAUAGUGAUGAAUAUGUCGUUGGAGGAAGGGACAUUGGAAGUCAAGAGAAUAGAUGAUUAUGACUACUUUUCCUUCGCAUAUGAAAAUCAACCUUUCAUUAGUUUUGAAGAGCUAAUCAUCUUGAAUUGGAUAAUCACAGACCAGUCCUGCAAGGAUGCUAAGCUGAACAUGACCACAUUUGCAUGUGUCGACCAACACAGCUCAUGUAAGGACAGAAAUAUUAGUAGCCAUGGUCAGAAAAUUUCAGGAUAUCGUUGCGAAUGUAACGAUGGUUACGAAGGAAAUCCAUAUCUCCGUAAUGGAUGUAGAGAUAUUGAUGAGUGUAGCUUUCCCCAAAAAUAUGUUUGCUAUGGAACUUGUACUAACACGAUCGGCAGUUACAGCUGCACAUGUCCACCAGGGACAACUGGCGAUCCUAGACGAGCAUGCAAUUGCUCCAAAGGUUAUGAAGGAAAUCCAUACGUUCGUAAUGGAUGCACAGAUAUCGAUGAGUGUAAAUUCCCCGACAAAUACGUCUGCAAUGGGGUUUGUAAGAACACGAUCGGCAGUUACAACUGCACAUGUCCACGAGGGACAACUGGUGAUCCUAAACGAGCAUGCAUCCCCGACAAAAAACAGACUGUUCUAUUAGGUGUCAUCAUCGGCGUAAGUAAUGGCGUGGGCCUAUUGCUAUUGAGUACGAGUUUGAUCAUCCUGAGGACGAAAUGGAAGAGAAGAAAACAAAAGAGAAUAAGAGAAAAACACUUCCGUCAGAAUCAUGGUUUACUGCUACAACAACUCAUCUCUUCCCGUGAAGAUGUUGCUGAUAGAACAAAGAUAUUUCCUCUGGAAGAGAUAGAAAAGGCAACUAAUAAUUUUGAUGAAACUCGAGUGCUCGGUCGUGGAGGACAUGGAACAGUUUUCAAAGGGAUUCUGUCGGAUCAACGCGUAGUCGCUAUAAAAAAGUCAAAGAUUGUGAAGAAGAGCGAGAUAGAUCAAUUCGUCAAUGAAGUUGCAAUUCUUUCUCAAAUUAAUCAUAGAAACGUGGUAAAGCUUUUUGGAUGCUGCUUGGAGACCGAAGUGCCCUUAUUGAUCUAUGAAUUUAUCUCAAACGGAGCUCUUUCGGACCAUCUCCAUACUUCAGAUGGUAGUUCUGCAUUGUCAUGGGAAGCUCGUCUGAGGAUCGCUGCAGAAACCGCAGGAGCACUUGCUUAUUUGCACUCGGCUGCUUCAAUAUCUAUUUUACAUAGAGAUGUAAAGUCAUCGAAUAUUCUCUUGGAUGAUCACUUCACAGCAAAAGUAUCAGAUUUUGGGGCUUCAAGAUUUAUUCCACUUGAUCAAACUCAUAUAGUCACCGGUAUUCAAGGGACCUUUGGAUACUUGGAUCCAGAGUAUUAUCAAACAAGUCAAUUGACAGAGAAGAGCGAUGUUUAUAGCUUUGGGGUCAUUCUUCUGGAGCUUUUAACAGGAAAGAAACCUAUUUUCUCCAUCGAACAUGAGAAUAAACAGAACCUGUCAAUGUAUUUUCUCCAAGCACUACAAGAGAAGCGCUAUUUUGAUCUCGUGGAAGAUCGUGUUAUGAAAGAAGGGACUAAACAAGAACUUGCGGAAGUUAUUCAACUAGUAGCAACGUGCUUGAAAUUUAAAGGAAGCGAAAGGCCUACAAUGAAAGAAGUGGAGUAUAAACUACAAAGCCUAAGAAGGAUUCGAAAGAAUGGAGGACGUCAUAUUGCAGAAGGUAACGAAGAAACUGAGUGCCUGCUGAGUGAUUCAUCUUAUACUUUCUCCGAUUCAGUUGACCAAGCAACCGAAGGGACAUCCAGGAAUUAUAGCUUAGAAAAAGAAUUCAUGUGGUCACAUUAUAACCCACGAAGUGUUUUAUGCCUUGCCCAUGUCGCCGAUUCAAGUUACUCUCUGACCUGCAGGAAUCCCGCUUUAUCGAACAGGACUGAGGCAGCUGGAAGAGGGAAACGUUAUAGAGAGAGAGAGAGAGAGAGAGAGAGAGAGAGGAUGGGGUGGGUGGAACUGUUGCUGCUACUUCUGACAUUGAGUUCAAUGGGUUUAACAAAUGUAGAAAGCGCAUCGACAAAGGAACCUUUCACUUUACCUUCCAAUUGCACAAAAAGAUGCGGUAAUAUCAGCAUCGAGUACCCUUUCGGGAUAGGCAAUGGUUGUUAUCGUCCGGGCUUUAAUCUUACUUGCACGUACAACACCACCAAACCUCCGAGGCUUUUCUUGGGUGAUGGAAAAAUGGAGGUCACGAACAUCAAUUUGGAUACUGGAAUUGUGCACGUCAAAACACCCAUUGUCACCAUGGAUGUGGAUGUGGAAUCUAUUAAUAUUCCGUUCAUUGAUGUUGAGAAUUGGCCUUACACUUUCAAAUCACUGGACUUAGAACGACGUUAUAUGGGAAGAGGUGGUUAUGCAUAUAAUAGAUUUUAUGUGUCUGGUUGUAACGCCAUUGCCUAUCUAGUGGAUACCGCUACUAAUAGGACUCUUGAUACUUGCCUAACUAUUUGCACUUCUGGUGGAAAUAGAAACUGCACACUUGACCUCUUUGGUUGGAAUAGUACUCUACUGAGGAUUCAAUUAACUCGAUUUCACACCCAAUUGUUUAAUGCAUCGAGCAUCAAAGUCUUUUUAUAUGAUCAAAGAAAUGUUACGAAAGAUGAUCUCAACGAAAUAGUGAAGGGAAGGAGCACGGAAGUGGAGGCUGCUCUAUCGUGGUACAUCCAAGACUAUCCUACUUGUGAAGAGGCUCGUAAGAAUACGGCGACUUACGCUUGCCUUAGCCUCAAUAGUGAUUGCUAUGACGUCACUAAUUAUUAUAACUACACUGAUUAUAAUUUUGGGUACUUAUGUCGAUGCUCGUUUAAUUAUCAAGGCAAUCCAUACCUACCAAAUGGCUGUCAAGAUACAAAUUUUACUCUAUAUCCAGUGAAUGAUUGUCCAUCAAAAUGUGGGACUGUUGACAUUCCUUUUCCAUUCGGGCUAAAGAAAGGGUGUUACAGAGAUGAGGCAUUUGCUUUAACAUGUAACGACACAUCAAGUCCUCCCACUCUCCUAUUCCAAGAGUAUUACAGAGUACACAGUAUAUCGUUGGAGAAAGGGCAAAUAGAAAUUGAGUAUGAACACACUGAGUCCUACAGUUUUACCUUUGAAACGACACCUUUCAACUACGUUGACGAGCCGCCUAUUGUUAGUUGGGUCAUUGAUUAUCAGCGUUGCAAGGAUGCUCAAAGCAAUAGGACCAGGUUUGCAUGUGUCGAUGAACAUAGCUCAUGUUUGGACAUUAACACCACAACAAGCGAUGGUCAAGAUUUCUGGGGGUACCGUUGUACUUGCUCCAAAGGUUACGAAGGAAAUCCAUACCUACGUAAUGGAUGUACAGAUAUUGAUGAGUGUCGCAAUCCCCAAAAAUAUGUUUGCUAUGGAACUUGUAUCAACACGAACGGCAGUUAUAGUUGCACGUGCCCACCUGGGUCGUCCGGUGAUCCUACUCAAAAAGCCUGUAUCCCUGGCAAAAAGCAUACUCUUGUAAUGGGUGUCAUCAUCGGCGUAAGUAAUGGCGUGGGCCUGUUGCUGUUGAGUACGAGUUUGAUCAUCCUAUGGAGGAAAUGGAAGAAAAGAAAACAAAAGAGAAUAAGAAAAAAACACUUCCGUCAGAAUCACGGUUUACUGCUACAACAACUCAUCUCUUCCCGUGAAGAUGUUGCUGAGAGAACAAAGAUAUUUCCUCUUGAAGAGAUAGAAAAGGCAACCAAUAAUUUUGAUGAAACUCGAGUGCUCGGUCGUGGAGGACACGGAACAGUUUACAAAGGGAUUCUGUCGGAUCAACGCGUAGUCGCCAUAAAGAAGUCAAAGAUUGUGAAGAAGAGCGAGAUAGAUCAAUUCGUCAAUGAGGUUGCAAUUCUUUCUCAAAUUAAUCACAGAAACGUGGUAAAGCUUUUUGGAUGCUGCUUGGAGACCGAAGUGCCCUUAUUGAUCUAUGAAUUCAUCUCAAACGGAGCUCUUUCGGACCAUCUCCAUACUUCAGAUGGUAGUUCUGCAUUGUCAUGGGAAGCUCGUCUGAGGAUCGCUGCAGAAACCGCAGGAGCACUUGCUUAUUUGCACUCAGCCGCUUCGAUAUCUAUUUUACACAGAGAUGUUAAGUCAUCGAAUAUUCUCUUGGAUGAUCACUUCACAGCAAAAGUAUCAGAUUUUGGAGCUUCAAGAUUUAUUCCACUUGAUCAAACUCAUAUAGUCACCGGUAUUCAAGGGACCUUUGGAUACUUGGAUCCAGAGUAUUAUCAAACAAGUCAAUUGACAGAAAAGAGCGAUAUUUAUAGCUUUGGGGUCAUUCUUCUAGAGCUUUUGACAAGAAAGAAACCUAUUUUCUCCAUCGAACAUGAGAAUAAACAGAACCUGUCAAUGUAUUUUCUCCAAGCACUACAAGAGAAGCGCUAUUUUGAUCUCGUGGAAGAUCGUGUUAUGAAAGAAGGGACUAAACAAGAACUUGUGGAAGUUAUUCAACUAGUAGCAACAUGCUUGAAAUUUAAAGGAAGCGAAAGGCCUACGAUGAAAGAAGUGGAGUAUAAACUACAAAGCCUAAGCAGGAUUCGAAAGAAUGGAGGACGUCAUAUUGCAGAAGGUAAUGAAGAAACUGAGUGCCUGUUGAGCGAUUCAUCUUAUACUUUCUCUGAUUCAGUUGACCAAGCAACCGAAGGGACAUCCAGGAAUUAUAGCUUAGAAAAAGAAUUCAUGUGGUCACAUUAUAACCCACGGUGAGUGUGUAUUGUACUGGUAUUUAUAUUUGUUUGUAUAGGCAAUGUAACCUAAAGCAUCUUAUGCGCCGGUCAUAAUGUCGUGUAGUUCUCAUGUGGGAACGUUAUGUAGCCAAAUAACUAUGAGGAUUGUUAAGGACUUGUAUUGUCACUGACAUGAUUAUAUCUUAUAAAUGGUCGUAUAUGUUAUCUGAUA